GAAAGGAAACAGUUUGGUGUUCCAUGUCUCCCAAAACCACACUCAACAAAGCCAGCGAUGGUGGUCACCGGCUUCGACGCUGCCGUGAAUCACCGCCGCGUAAGUCUGACAAGAAGAAGAAGAAGAAGAAGAAGAGAAGUAAGAAGUUGAAGUUGAAGCUGAAGGAGUCGGAGGCCAAUAAAUCACUGUACAUAUGUCACAUCGAACGCCACCCUGGAGAUCGGGUUUCUUAUGUUGUCCGUUCCAUCAAACUGUCCGAUUUGUUGUCGUCGGAUUCGGUUGAUCAUUUGCAAUUACGGCAGGUCGGUUAUAAGGCCGGAGAUGAUGAACUCCCCGGUUUUGUGGGUUGCGGUGUGUUGGGCUCCCAAAUUGUUUUCGCCGGCGGCAUAAAACCCAUCUUCGUUUCCCAUCCAAACCCUACUUGGCAUAGAGAUGUGUAUGUCUUCGAAACUGAGCCCGACAAGCAGCCUCCUAGUGUAAUCCGGAAGAUGGAUGCCAAAUUGCUCCAAGCCAAGUAUCUUCCUACGAUGAUGGAGGUGGGAGGCAAACUGUAUGCACUUUCGUAUAAGCCGAUCUCGGAUCCUCCCUCAUUUGAGUUACUGGCACCAAGAUGUUUAUGUCUCAGAUAACAGGUCCUGUCUGCUGCUUCGAUGUAGCUCACCCUCACAGAGAAUGGAGGUUAGUCCGUUCCAUGUGCCAACGCGGCCCUUUUCCUUUUAAGGGCAGAGCUCUGGUCCUGGACCUGCCUGGUGACGAUAACAAGAAGAUAAUGUUUGCCUACGGUUUUGGUCGUUGGUAUCUAGGAGUUUAUAUUAUGUUCUUGGAUGAAAAUCAUGAAUCUAUCACUCGAAUUGCUGAUUUGAAGCUGCCAAUGUUGCCUGAGGAAUUUGAAUCUGCAAAAAGAGGGUACAUCCUCCAUAUAGGAGGUCAGAAAGCCUGCCUUGUUGCCCCUGAAAUGAAUCUCCCAGAAGAACGAGUACCUAAAUAUCAUACUCAGGUUGGGAGUCAUAAGACAAGGGUGUUGCCAUUCCGUUUCGAUUUGAAGUUGAUAUCACCAAGAUCGACAAGGACGCCAAGAAUUGUUUGACUCUUCAGUUCAUGCCUACUCGUAUCUUCGAAUUCUGUACCAACCCAUCCACUUUUCCUAGUCCUCGAGCUGAUGGUUGCUUUGUGCUGUAAUAUGUUUGUUUUAUUCAGUAUUGGUACUGUUUGUGCUCCUUAACGGAUACAUGUUUCAGUCAAUGAUAACGUUAUUUCCCUCGCCUG
Molecule: messenger RNA, 1266 nt
Organism: Fragaria vesca subsp. vesca
Lineage: Eukaryota; Viridiplantae; Streptophyta; Magnoliopsida; Rosales; Rosaceae
Exons: 2
Coding region: 24-629 (201 amino acids)
Molecular function (GO): protein binding
Source: RefSeq, a predicted model, not a curated record